Messenger RNA from Nothobranchius furzeri (turquoise killifish), 546 nucleotides. RefSeq names its product spectrin alpha chain, non-erythrocytic 1-like. NCBI's taxonomy places the organism in Eukaryota, Metazoa, Chordata, Actinopteri, Cyprinodontiformes, Nothobranchiidae. The record is from RefSeq and is a predicted model, not a curated record.
CGUUGGAAGUCCAGACUAAGGGAAAGACGAGGACUUGGCCGAGGCUCUCCUGAAGAAGCACGAGGCCCUGAUGUCGGACCUGUCGGCUUACGGCAGCAGCAUCCAGGCCCUGAAGGAGCAGGCCCAGUCCUGCAGGGAUCUGAAGGCCAACGAGUCCCGCCUGAGGGACAUCAACAAGGUGGCAUCUGAACUGGAGUCAGAAGGUCUAAUGGCUGAGGAGGCUCCUAUGGUUCAGGCUCAGCAACAAGAACAUCUGGGUUAUGCUCCUGGAAAGGAUGAAGCCGACUCUAACACGGCGUCACCCUGGAAGACCGUACGGUUGGGCGUUCAGACGACGGCUAACUUUAAUUCCAUCAAGGUAAGAGGAAGCUCUUCCCUUCCUGUCUGAGCGAUCCGUCUCCAGGUUUCCUCGUCCGGCGUCCAGCCCGCUGGCGUCCACCUUCAUCUCAUCUCACUUCAUUUAUAGUGCAAUACUUUCACAUUAUCAUUUUCCCACACUUCUGUAUACCUGUAUUUUGUUGUUUUUCAAUAAAGAAUGACAAAUUA